AUGCACGCUCUCUGCUCUCUCGCUUUGCGCAUCUGCUGUCCCUUCCUUUUCCAUCGGCGCUCUGCUCCUCCUCCACCUCCUCAGUCCGCCGUUAUCCCUUCUCGCUCUGUGCCUGUCUCCCCGUGGCGCGCCUGCGGGAUGGAGAAGGAGAGGGAAGACAGCGACACGGAGCGAGAGCGUGCCGAACCGCUCUCCGACACAGAGCGCGCCAUCGUGCAGGACACCUGGGCACGCGUCUACGAGAGCUGCGAGGAUGUGGGCGUCGCCAUCCUCGUCAGGUUCUUUGUGAACUUCCCAUCAGCAAAGCAGUACUUCAGUCAGUUCCAACAUAUGGAUGAUCCAGAGGAGAUGGAACGGAGCACUCAGCUGCGGAAGCACGCCCGUCGUGUCAUGAAUGCCAUCAAUUCAGUAGUGGAGAACCUCCAUGACCCAGACAAAGUUUCCUCUGUGUUGGGCAUAGUGGGCAAGGCCCACGCCCUCAAAUACAAGGUGGAGCCCAUGUAUUUCAAGAUCAUAAGUGGUGUCAUACUGGAAGUCCUGGGGGAAGAUUUCCCAGAUUACUUUACUCCUGAAGUGACAACAGCUUGGACGAAACUGAUGGGGGCGCUCUAUUGGCACAUUACAGGGGCCUACGCCGAGGUUGGCUGGGUCAAACUCUCCAGCUCAGCUGUGUGA
This is a messenger RNA of Chanos chanos (milkfish), 675 nucleotides long. RefSeq names its product cytoglobin 2 (gene cygb2). Gene Ontology annotation, molecular function: oxidoreductase activity; heme binding; iron ion binding. NCBI's taxonomy places the organism in Eukaryota, Metazoa, Chordata, Actinopteri, Gonorynchiformes, Chanidae. The record is from RefSeq and is a predicted model, not a curated record. The coding region runs from base 1 to 675 and encodes 224 amino acids. Gene Ontology annotation, biological process: oxygen transport. The transcript is spliced from 3 exons.